Messenger RNA from Amphiprion ocellaris (clown anemonefish), 1323 nucleotides. RefSeq names its product NBL1, DAN family BMP antagonist (gene nbl1). Gene Ontology annotation, biological process: animal organ morphogenesis. Gene Ontology annotation, molecular function: BMP binding; receptor ligand activity. NCBI's taxonomy places the organism in Eukaryota, Metazoa, Chordata, Actinopteri, Pomacentridae. The record is from RefSeq and is a predicted model, not a curated record. The transcript is spliced from 4 exons. The coding region runs from base 433 to 1002 and encodes 189 amino acids.
AAACGGCACAGCAGGACUCCUGUCUGAGGGCUCAGCCGCGCCUACACCGUGCUGCACAGUCCUGCAACAAAAGACAACAACUUGCAGAGAGUUGUUCAGUGCAGUUAGAUGGCAGUUUAACACCGGACGAGGAGAGAACAAAGGGGAGGGACGGUCUGAGCUGAUGGACUCGGAGAUGAGAUAGCGUCCAUAACCUACUCCACCUCCUCCAUCCUUCCCCGGACUCGGACUGACGGAGCUUCUUUUUCUUUCCGGAUGAUGUAACUGAACUGCUUUAAGACAGACUCCGAAGUGUUUUCCUUUAAUUACCAGGACUUAUAUCCGACGACCAGCCGCAUCCUCUGCCUUAUUUUGGAGUCCAGGUUUCGGUGAGGGCGCACGGCGCAGAGCUCAACUGGCUGUUCCCCGGCGUUUGUGAGCGGUGGUGCAGUCAUGUGGCAGAGGAUUCAGAUAUGCUGCGCACUGUUUGCACUGUAUUCAGCGGCACCGCCUGCACACAUCAACCGCCUGGCGCUGUUCCCUGACAAAAGCGCCUGGUGCGAAGCCAAGAACAUCACGCAGAUAGUCGGGCACACGGGAUGUCAGCCUCGCUCUAUUCAAAACAGAGCUUGUCUGGGCCAGUGUUUCAGCUACAGCGUCCCCAACACGUUCCCACAGUCAACCGAGUCUCUGGUGCACUGUGACUCCUGCAUGCCUGCCCAGACACAGUGGGAAGUGGUGACUCUGGACUGUCCGGGCAGUGAAGACUCUCCUCGAGUGGAUAAACUGGUGGAGAGGAUCUUCCACUGCAGCUGCCAGUCAUGCAGUAAGGAAGGCGCCCAGGAGGGGGCGGUGAUGCAGCUGUACCCCGCAGACAACGUGGUGGACGCAGCUCCGUCUUUAUCCGACACCCUGAGCAGCAUCCAGUCUCACCCUCUGCCCUACUCAGAUAAACACUCUGAUAAACCCGCUCAGCCGCAAACACACCACCACACGCUGCCACACACAUCAGACGGAGGGUAGAUCCGUCAUCCGUGUCAACGCUUCUGUGACUUUGCUCAUCUCUGCCGCCCUGUCUUCCUCUGUACCGAUGUGUAGUAUUGUAAAGGCACUUUGAAGACUUCACUUUGUGUUAAAAUGUUUCUCUAAGGGCGCACACACAUUCACAGUCAUGCUAUCAGAAUACACUCUUUUGUAUAUAAACUCAAACACACACCAGUCUUUGCACUCUUUUGUUUGCUGAUUAACACGUGCACAUGUGUGCAUCCAGACAUGACUAUAGUCUGUUAACAAGCUGUAGUCUUUUAAUCUGCUUUGAAUGCAAUAAAUCCUGUUGUUGUGGUA